UUCUCUCAUGGAAUCACCUCAAGAAUCCAACCAAAACCAGCCCUCCUUUUCAGAAAACGAAACACCAAAACCUGCUACUGAUCUUGAGAAUCAAAGAAACCAGGAGCUGGAAGAAGUGGAGGUGGUCUUCGACUAUUCUAAAAGGGCACAGUGGCUUCGAGCUGCUGUGCUUGGUGCAAAUGAUGGCCUGCUUUCUACAACCUCCUUAAUAAUGGGCGUGGGGGCUGUUCGUAAAGAUCCCAAGACCAUGAUUCUCACAGGUAUUGCUGGUUCAGUUGGUGGUGCCUGUAGCAUGGCCAUUGGGGAAUUUGUUUCUGUCUACUCACAAUUCGACACAGAAAUGGCUCAACUGAAAAGAGAGAUCAGAUCUUUAAGUGAACUUGAGGCCAAGAAGACAGAUUUGCCAAGCCCGUUGCAGGCUGCCCUUGCUUCAGCCAUAGCCUUUGCUGUGGGAGCGGUGAUACCGCUCCUUGGGGCGGUUUUUGUGAAGGAUUAUGUGGCGAGGGUUGGGGUUGUGAUGGGUUUGGCUAGCCUUGGCUUGAUAGGGUUUGGAUGGCUAGGUGCAGUGUUAGGUCGUGCACCUAUUGUUAGGUCAUCUCUGAGGGUGUUGGUUGGUGGAUGGUUAGCCAUGGGAAUAACUUAUGGCCUUACUAAAGCUAUUGGGAGUAGUGGACUUUGAUCCAUAGUGGACUUUGAUCCAUCAUCUCUCUAUGAACAAUCACUUGGUUAUAUAUUUAUUUCCAACUUAUUAUCUAGUAUGUAAAAGAUGGCAUGGAAUCAUUAAUCAAUUUUCAGCAUUCUUUUCUUUUUUU
Messenger RNA from Hevea brasiliensis (rubber tree), 812 nucleotides. RefSeq names its product vacuolar iron transporter homolog 4-like. The transcript has a single exon. Gene Ontology annotation, molecular function: iron ion transmembrane transporter activity; manganese ion transmembrane transporter activity. Gene Ontology annotation, cellular component: membrane. Lineage: Eukaryota; Viridiplantae; Streptophyta; Magnoliopsida; Malpighiales; Euphorbiaceae. The record is from RefSeq and is a predicted model, not a curated record. The coding region runs from base 8 to 679 and encodes 223 amino acids. Gene Ontology annotation, biological process: intracellular manganese ion homeostasis.